GUCGUGUCAUUCGAACACAAUACAUAUCAAACACUUAACUAACAAAUUCAGAAAAAAUUGCUAUAGAUAAUAGUGUUGGUGCAGCAUACAUCCGACCGUAAAUAUUAUCAGAAAAUAUCUAGGGAUACACGUUUUAUCAGAAACUGUCGAGCUUUCAAACACACGUCUGCUUCGCAGUACAUGGUCCAUUUGAACGGCGGAAUGUCGUAAUUAAGCGAGGCCUAGGCAUCAAGUUCAUCWUUCAAGGGUUCCACUAUAAGGAACCUGAAUGCGCAAGUUCUUUUUACUGGCUCUUUAUGGAGAGACACAGCAGAUUUACGUGCGACUUCACAGGCACGUGUCACAAGUGUCAUUGUACGAUUAGAGGAUGUGAAUCMGCAUGUCAAGCACUGGGUAGAAUAUACCAUGCACGAUGCUUUUACUGCUGUAUUUGUGGGAAAGAAUUGAAAGGUCAACAGUUUUAUCAAGUACAAAAUAAGAUUUACUGCAAGCACGAUUUCAAGGAAAUUGAAGUAAAUCGACCUUGUAAGACUUGUUAUGUCUGCGGCAAAGUCAUAGGCGACAAGAUAUUAGAAACACUAGGACGCAACUACCAUCCCAAGUGUUUUUACUGUUGUGAGUGUUUCGUUGUCCUUGAGGGAGUUCCAUUUACCAUCGAUGAAAAUAACAAUGUAUUCUGUUUACCAGAUUAUCACAGGAAGUAUUCCCCAAGAUGCGAUAGAUGUAGUGACCCUAUCAUUCCACAACAGCAAUCUGAUGAAAUAAUUCGUGUUGUGUGCAAUAACAAACAGUAUCAUACUGGAUGUUUUAAAUGYGAGGAUUGUGGUAUUCAAUUGUCAAAUGAGCAAGGAAGACAGUGCUUUCCCAUCAAUAAUAGACUAUACUGCCUUAAAUGUCACCAACAAAGAAUCACAUCAACAAAUCCAAAGCUUGCUAUAACACAUAGAACAGCUCCUUCCAAAAAUAACAAGAAAAUACAUAAUUUGAAAAAUGCUCCUACAAAUGACAGUUUUUCAGAUGUUUAAAGAAAACUAUUUUAGUAUAUAAAGAAAAUUUAAUAUAAAAACUAAAGUAUGUACUCAAAAUGCCUGAAAUAAUAUCAAAUAUUAUCAAUAUUUUGAAUGUAAUUUCAAGAGGAGUAGAACAUACAAUUUCUAUACAUGGGAGAUUUAUUUUUGUGUGAGUUCAAAUGGUAAGUACAAACUUGAUCCUAAUUCUAUUUGAAAAUUAAUAGGAGCGAUUUUAGCAAGCAUACAUUUCAAAGGAAAGCCAAACUUUUAGCGUGUUAUCUCAUUAAAUAAGAAAACAAGAUUUCA
This is a messenger RNA of Exaiptasia diaphana, 1316 nucleotides long. RefSeq names its product Wilms tumor protein 1-interacting protein. Gene Ontology annotation, cellular component: nucleus; transcription regulator complex; P-body. The transcript has 9 exons. Gene Ontology annotation, molecular function: transcription corepressor activity. NCBI's taxonomy places the organism in Eukaryota, Metazoa, Cnidaria, Anthozoa, Actiniaria, Aiptasiidae. The record is from RefSeq and is a predicted model, not a curated record. Bases 297 to 1025 code for a protein of 242 amino acids. Gene Ontology annotation, biological process: cytoskeleton organization; regulation of DNA-templated transcription; positive regulation of miRNA-mediated gene silencing.